AUGGGCACCAAGGUGGUGGGCGUGCAGCACUACGGCGGCAUCGUGAGCGAUCGGGAGAGCGUGGUCCUGCGCCGGCAGCCGGGGGACCCGUACGACUCGAACGCGAUACAGGUCCUCAACAUCAGGAACGAGCAGAUCGGCCACGUGCCGCGCGAGGUGGCCGCCACGCUGGCGCCUGUGAUGGACCAGCUCGAGCGCAGCGGGGAGGGGGCCACCCUGCGCGUCGAGGGACACAUCCCCAGGGGCUCCAAAAACGUGUUCUCGAUGCCCCUCCAGCUGGCCGUCUACAGCCUGGAUCCCCAGGGCUCUCUCGCCCCGCGGCUGCGGCAGCUGGGCGACAGGCUGCGAUCCACCUACUGCGCCGCCGCCCGCGGCUCCGUGGAGGUCUUCGCGUCUCCCGACGCCUCGGGGACUCCGGUGAGCGAGAUCGACGGCGACACCUGGAAGAGGCUCCACGGCGCCAAGAAGAGGGGAGCGGCGGCGACAGGCCCGAGCGUUGCCGACGUCGUGGAGCGCGAGCUGGAGGCGAUCCUGAGCGCCGACGGGCGCUACGAGGACAUGGCCGAGGCCUCGGCGCCAGCCUCCCUGCGCACCGAGCUCUACCCGCACCAGCGGAAGGCCCUGCACUGGAUGGCGCAGCAGGAGCGGAGCGUGACCGUUUUCUUCUGGACGAGGGAGGGGGCUCCUGGGGGAGGCAGCGUGUACAGGAACCUGGCGACGAACUCGGCGUUCCGCGAGGCUCCCGUGCUCCCACGCGGCGGGAUACUGGCGGACGACAUGGGGCUGGGGAAGACGGUCACCGUCCUGGCCCUCCUGCUGGCAGACCCGCCCGCCCGCGGCCGCGCUGGCGGCAACCUGGUCGUCUGCCCGCUGUCCGUGCUCUUCAACUGGGUGGAGCAGGUGCGCAUGCACGCCCCGUCGCUGCGCGCGCUGGUCUACCACGGCCCGGGCCGGGACCGCGACCCGCACAGCUUCGCCAGGUACGACGUGGUCCUCACGACCUACGACACCCUGAGGGCGGAGGCCCGCGACUGCAGCGUCGGCGUGGGGGCAGUCGCCUGGCACAGGGCCGUGCUCGACGAGGCGCACACGGUGAAGAACCACCGGACGGCCACCGCGAAGGCGGCGUUCGAGAUCAUCCAGGCGGAGCGGCGGUGGUGCCUCACUGGAACGCCCAUCCAAAACUCCAUCGAGGAUGUAUACUCGCUCGCACGGUUCCUGAGGCUGGAGCCGUUCGACCGGCUGGAUUGGUUCAAUCUCGGGGUCAUUGCCCUGUUUGUGGAUCCCGACAAUCGCGUGAUCAUGCGGCCGCUGCGAUUCCAGGACCCUGUGGGCCUGGAGCGGCUGCAGAUCUUGCUAAGGACGUGGUGCCUGCGGCGAACCAAGGACAUGAGGAUCCUGGACCCCGCCUCGGGGGCGCCGCGGCCCCUGCUCCUGCUCCCCGAGAAGCGCGUCGAGGUCGCCCGCGUCCCGCUCGACGCCGCGGACCGCCGGCUCUACGACCGCCUCCUCGGUGCCGCGGGUGUCCGCGUGCGGCAGCUGCAGAGCUCGGGGGCAGCGUGGGGCGCCUCCGAGCUCGGCGAGCACUUCUCCCAGGUGCUCGCCCUGCUCACGCGGCUGCGCCAGCUGUGCUGCUCCCCGGCGCUGCUGCCGGAGGCCUUACUCGCCGAGCUCGCGGCCGACGGCGGCGACCCCCUGCGCGCAGCCGACGCCGCGGCCCGCCGGGCGCUGGGCGGCGAGCGGGUGGAGGAGCUCCUGCGCGGCCUGGCGGAGGCGCAGGAGGAUGACUGCGCCGUCUGCCUGCUGCCGGGCUGCGACGUGGCGACGCGCUGCGGCCACAUCUUCCACCGGCGCUGCAUCGAGGAGGUGGUCCUGCAGCUGGGGAGCGGGGGCGCGGCCCCGUGCCCGCUCUGCCGCCAGGCGGUGAGGCAGAAGGAGCUCCUGGAGAAGCCCCCCGCGCUGGAGGAGACCGCGUCGGCCGCCCCUGCCGCCGCAGGCGCGGCGAAGGGCGCGAAGGUGCGCGCCGUGGUGCGGUUCCUGACCGAGCAGGUCGUGGGGAGGCGGGACGCGUACCUGCAGAGGCCGCACAAGGCGGUGGUCUUCUCGCAGUUCACGGGCCUGCUGGACCUUGCCCAGGCCGACCUGCAGCGCGCGGGCGUGCCCCUGGUGCGCCUCGACGGUUCCAUGGGGCACGAGCAGCGUGUCCAGGCCCUGCAGGACUUCGCCCACCACGGCCACGUCCAGGUGUUCCUCUGCAGCCUCAGGGCCGCGGGCACUGGCCUGAACCUGACCGCGGCGGACCACGUGAUCCUCUUGGACCCGUGGUGGAACCCGUCCGUGGAAGACCAGGCCAUCGAUAGGGUGCACCGCUUGGGGCAGCAGCGGCCUGUCCGGGCCCUGCGCUUUGUCGCGGAACGUUCGGUGGAGGAGCGGAUGUUGGAUGUGCACCUUCAGAAGCGCCAGAUCAUGGAGGGCGCGCUGGCGAAGAAGACGCGCGCGGAGCUGCAAGGCAUGCGCCUUCAGAUGGUCGCGUCGCUCUUCGAGCCCCUCUGA
Prorocentrum cordatum is the source of this 2553-nucleotide messenger RNA. Lineage: Eukaryota; Dinophyceae; Prorocentrales; Prorocentraceae. The record is from the annotation of a GenBank genome assembly.